Messenger RNA from Cutaneotrichosporon cavernicola, 534 nucleotides. RefSeq lists its product as uncharacterized. The coding region runs from base 1 to 534 and encodes 177 amino acids. NCBI's taxonomy places the organism in Eukaryota, Fungi, Basidiomycota, Tremellomycetes, Trichosporonales, Trichosporonaceae. Gene Ontology annotation, biological process: translation. The transcript has 4 exons. Gene Ontology annotation, cellular component: ribosome; mitochondrial large ribosomal subunit. Gene Ontology annotation, molecular function: mRNA binding; structural constituent of ribosome. The record is from RefSeq and is a predicted model, not a curated record.
AUGAGCGCCCCCAGGACCGUCCUCCGCGCCCUCCGCGCCUCGUCUAGCCGCGCAACGUACCGCGCACCCGCGAGGGCAUUCUCGUCUACGCGUAUCGCGCGCGAGGAGGCUGCGCCUGCUGUGUCGCCUAAGAUUGCGUCGAUUGUGGACUCGGUUGAGGGGCUCACCCUUCUCGAGGUCUCGGAGCUUGUGUCUGCCCUCAAGACCCGACUCAACAUCACCGAGGUCGCGCUCCCCGCUGCGGGAGCCGCACCAGCGGCCGCUGCCGCUGUCGACGCUGGGGAGGCGCCCGCGGCCGAGGAGAAGCCUAAGGAGAAGACCAUCUUCACCGUGAAGCUUGAGAAGAUCGACGCGUCCGCCAAGGCUAAGAUCAUCCGCGAGGUCAAGGGGCUCAUGCCGAACAUGAACCUCGUUGAGGCGAAGAAGUUUGUCGAGUCGGUGCCGCAGACCCUCAAGGAGAACGUGCCCAAGGAGGAGGCCGAGAAGCUCAUGAAGACGCUGCAGGACCUUGGCGCGACCGUCUCCAUGUCCUAG